CUUUCUGAAUGGUAUAAUUUUAUAAAACAAUCGAAUGAGUAUGACGAUGAGUCCUAUGAACUUGAUGAAUCUGACGAAUUUGAUGAACCUAAUUAUAAUUCAAAUGAACUUAAUGAAUCUGACAAUUUUGAUGAACUUAAUGAGCCUGAUAGUCAUGCUGAGCUUGAUGAAUAUGAUGAAAAAUUAAUCAUCAGUGAAUUCAUGGCUGCUGAUAUGAAAAUUCAAGAACUUUCAAUAGCUUUACAAAUGUUAAACACACAAGUAUAUUUAUCAAUACUCUUGAAAUUGCUCAACAAUAUAAAGAAAGAAGCGACAGACUUAAAAUAUAUAUGG
Molecule: messenger RNA, 333 nt
Organism: Ambispora leptoticha
Lineage: Eukaryota; Fungi; Glomeromycota; Glomeromycetes; Archaeosporales; Ambisporaceae
Source: the annotation of a GenBank genome assembly